AUGUCCCUUCGACAAUUAUCACAAAAUAGUAGUAUUUCUAAGAAUGUCACAACUAAAGUAGAUAAUGAAAAAAAUAGUUUACUUAAUAGCAAUAAUACUAAAAGUACAUUAACAUCAAUUACUCAUACUCAAGAAACCGAAAUUUAUAAUGAUCCUGUACUUCAAAAUAAUAAAGGAAUACCUUUUACAAAAGAAGAUCAGAAACGUUUUUUAAAAGAAUCAAAUAAAAAAAAAGUGUUUACAAUAGCUUAUCUUGGAAAAUGUAUAAUAUUUUAUUGUACAUUAUAUUCAAUUUAUGCUUUACUAGGAAUAUCAAUUAUGUAUAUAUUUAUGCUAGGAAGUUGGAAUUCUGAUGUACCUACCUUAACAGGUAAAGGUUCUUUUAUUGGUGUUCCAGGAAUAAAUAUGAUACCAAAACUUGAAGGAAAGCGUGAAAAUCCAACGAUAAAAUAUAACAUAACGGAUAACACUUCAUAUAUAAAAUAUACAAGUUUUAUUAUGCAAUUUUUUGCUAAAAUUCAUAAUGCAUCACAAUUUGUUAAUGAAAGACAACAUAAUAAGGAUCAAAAAUUAGAUUCAAAUUAUGAAUCUAAGGAUGUUUUUAAAAAUAGAAACAAGCGAGAAGAAGAUGAUGACGAAAUUAGUGAUGAAUUAAAUACAAAUUUUAGUAUAAAUAAUGAUAACAAAAGUUUUAAUAAUCAAAGUAUGAUAAACGACAAAAAAAUUUUAAAUAUUGAAAAUGAAAAAAAUACUUCAACAGUAAUUGCUAAAGAGGAGAAAAAUAAUGUAAAAGUUAAUGUUAAUCAAAUUGAUAAUAUAGAUAAAGAAAUCAGUGAUGAGACAAAUGAAUUGACUGAAACAUUAUUUAAUGAAAAGCAUAUUAAUUUAACAAAUGAAGAUAGUUUAAAUAAUAAUUUAAUUAAUAAUAAGACAGUAGAAAAAUCUAAUACAACUACAAAUUUAACCUCUACUGUACCUGAAAAAAAUAACAAAACUGAUAUACAUUUAAUACCAACAGAAAAUUUAAAAAAUGAUAGUGAACAUAAUGAAACAAAAGUUUAUAUUGAAGAAACAUUACAUGAUAAAAAAGAUAAUUCAUUUAACUGUUCACAUGAAAAUGAUUAUGGCUAUGCUGUUGGGGAGCCCUGUAUAAUAAUAUAUCUUAAUAAUGUCCUUAUGUGGAAGAAACCUGUAUUUAAUAUAUCAAACAUUCCAUCAAAUUAUCAACAAAACGUUCAUAAUUUUAUAAAUGAAACAUCACUCGAAUACAUAAUACCAGUAAGCUGUCAAUUAAAGGGAAAAGAGAAAGAAAGUCAAAAAUAUUUUUCAUAUUUAUUCCCUGGUAUAAUUGACCAAAAUGGAUAUUAUCCUGUUACCAAAAAUUCUAAUAUUUUAAAAAAACCUUAUAUGAUGUUACAGUUAAAAAAUAUUCCAAAAAAUGAAAACAUACAGAUUACCUGUCGUUAUUAUGUUAAUGAAGAAAUUUCAAUAUUUGAAGAAGAAGCAAUGACUUUAAAAUUUAACGUUAAUAUAUCACAAUAA
Messenger RNA from Strongyloides ratti, 1542 nucleotides. RefSeq names its product Sodium/potassium-transporting ATPase subunit beta family-containing protein. The coding region runs from base 1 to 1542 and encodes 513 amino acids. The transcript has a single exon. Gene Ontology annotation, molecular function: ATPase activator activity. Gene Ontology annotation, biological process: potassium ion import across plasma membrane; intracellular sodium ion homeostasis; sodium ion export across plasma membrane. The record is from RefSeq and is a predicted model, not a curated record. Lineage: Eukaryota; Metazoa; Nematoda; Chromadorea; Rhabditida; Strongyloididae. Gene Ontology annotation, cellular component: sodium:potassium-exchanging ATPase complex.